Molecule: messenger RNA, 1461 nt
Organism: Sporisorium graminicola
Lineage: Eukaryota; Fungi; Basidiomycota; Ustilaginomycetes; Ustilaginales; Ustilaginaceae
Exons: 1
Coding region: 1-1461 (486 amino acids)
Biological process (GO): carbohydrate metabolic process
Molecular function (GO): hydrolase activity, hydrolyzing O-glycosyl compounds
Source: RefSeq, a predicted model, not a curated record
AUGCUGUUCCGCAAGAGCAAGAAGAGCAAAGCCCAGCAAGAGUCGGUCCUGCCGCCGUCGAGCAGCCAGGAGAGCAUGGCGACAGAGGCCAAGAGCAUCGACGAUGGUCUGUCUUCGGGCUCGCGACCCAUCGCGAUCGACUGCUUGCCGAUCACAAAGGCAGCUCAGCGUGCCUUGCUUCAGCCACCGCACGGCUUCGUAUCGCGACGCAUCGACGCAGACGCAUGGACGCCGCCCAACCUGUGGAGUCUCUCCAAGCGAGGCAAGCGCAGCAAGCGCAUCGACUAUCUUUUCGUCUUGAUCGGAAUCGCAGUCGGUGUUCUCGCAUCUGGCGCCGUCAUUGGCCUAGGCAUUUUUGGUUUUAUGAGCGGUCAGCACAACUACUGUCUCGCUCUGGACGAGCAGUUCGACGGACCUCUCAACACAAACCUUUGGACUCGCGAAGUCCAAGUGGGUGGGUUCGGCAACAAGGAAUUCGAGUGGACCACCGCAAGCUCAAACAACUCGUACACCAAGGAUGGCUUGCUGUACAUCACUCCGACGCUCACUGCCGACUUGAUCGGUGAAGACGCCGUGACCAACGGCUACACAGUCAACCUCACCCAGUCGGGUGAGUGCACAGCCUCGCACGUGCCCUGGAUGGACCGCACCAACAACAACGACAUUCGCAUGGCCUCAAUCCGUAACGCAGAUGUCAACUGCCAGAUCAGCAGCAACCAGACACUGGGCACGGUCAUCCCUCCAGUGCAGAGCGCACGCCUGACGACCAACUCCAGCUUCUCCAUGCGCUACGGACGAGUUGAAGUGCGCGCCCGCAUGCCGACGGGCGACUGGCUGUGGCCUGCUGUAUGGAUGAUGCCGCGUGAUAGCGUCUACGGCGAGUGGCCAAAGAGCGGAGAAAUCGACCUUUUCGAAGGCAAGGGCAACGUAGCCACAUCUCGUGACCAACAGCUCAGUAACACAAUGCGAAGUUCGCUGCAUUGGGGCAACGACGCUGGUUCAGAUCAGUACAUGAAGACCUCCACCGUCUCGACUCUUUGGCGCAAGCUUUGGAACGACGACUUCCACACCUUUGGUCUCGAAUGGGACGAGCACGGCAUAUGGACCUGGCGCGAUACCCGAGCACGACGCGUGCUCAACGUCCGUUUCAAUGAGCCUUUCAUCAACAAGAUGCCCUUGGCGCAGUUGAAUGCUGCCGGUAUCAUGGUGCCGCCACCAAAUCCUUGGAGCAAGAGCAACAACACGGGCGCGCCGUUCGACCAAGAGUUCUACCUCAUCCUCAACCUUGCCGUCGGUGGUACCAACGGCUACUUUGCCGAUAGGGGCCAGCCUUGGAGCAACGACGACCCGCGCGCCGCUGGAGUCUUCUGGAACCAGCGUGCUAGUUGGCUUCCGAGCUGGGGCUCGGUCGAGAAGCGAUCCAUGGUAAUCGACUAUGUCAAAGCGUGGAAGCGGUGCUAA